AUGGCCGCUUUGACUGACGGUGACUGGACUGAGCUUGCCGCCGAGCGCCCGUCUGGAGGACGCAUCUUCUCGCGGUUGCUUGGUCCCACGGAAGAAGGAUUCUACUGGGAUGGCGAAUUCAACGGCACGGCAGACGUAACGGACCACCACUCCAUCUCGUUCACAUCUCAGACUCUUCGUAUCGACGAUGCCGCCGCAGACGAAGCGCGCUUUAGGGCGGUCUGGAUCACUCUCAAGCAGCACCUUCCGCUGCUUGCCACGCGCAUCGAAGAGAGCGAAGGUGGUAACAAAUUGGCAUUCGUCGUGGCCGAGCAGCGCACGCGCACGAUCAUGCCUGGCGAGUUCGAGUACAUUGCGGAGGGAGACGAACACAAGACCCAAACUGCCGUCGAGCGCGGCCGGAACGGCAUUCCGCGCCGCCUGUCGCGCGAUCUUUGCGCUGCAAUCACCGUCCUACGACGUUCAGAGACGGAGUACGACCUCGUGAUGACGACGGCGCAUCUCAUCUUCGACGGCAUGUCGUCGUUCUUCGUCGCGCGAACGCUCUGCGACCUGCUCUCGCGCUGGCCGCAAUCACUCGAGAUCCCCGCGCCGGACUUACGUCUUCGACUCGCCAUGGCACCAUCGUGCGAUUCGUUGCAUCCGCGGAACGACAUGUCGCCUGCACGGUUACGCUGGAGACGUGCUAUCGCUACAAUCAUCAACAGCAAUCGCGUCGCGCGUUUGAAUGGCGGACACACAAUUCCGAACAAGCGGUCCACACGGACGCCAUUUACGCCUGCGAUCUCUCGCGACGCGCGCGCUCCUCCACUCGACGCCACAUAUACGCGCAAAGCCCUAGCCACCUGCCGCGCGCAGGGCGUCACAUUGGGACACGCAUUGGCGGUCUCCGCCCAACUUGCCCUCUCGCGCGUUGUGCGUAGACGCUUUGAAGCCGGUCUUGUCUCACAGGAAGAAUGGGAUGCGCGCCGUAGGACUCCAACCAGCACUGGCGGGCCGUUGAACCUCCGUCCGCACCUCGCUCCACGAUGGCUCGCAGCGGGCGGGCACACCGAGCUCGUACUCGCCAUCGGAUUCUUCUUCGCAAAACUCCCUUACAUGCCCGACGCCGACGCCCUCACACCCGGCCGGUUCUGGUAUCGUGCGCGCAUGGUCAAAAAGCAGGCCGAGUCGUAUCAUCGGCAUCCGCUAUUCUUGGAGAUGAGUAGCGCGGCGCAACCAGCUAGGAUCGAGAGAUGUCGAAAUGCUGCGAAAGCGUUGAGGGAGGGGAAGGUGAGCGAGAACGCGGUGGUACCGGAUCCCGCGCCAAAAGAUGGAGACUUCCCUGUGUUCUUACACAGUGGCUCGAGCAUCGGGAAUGUCGACCCUUUGUGCCCGUUCUCGUUCCCGGUGCCACAACAGGAGGGCCAGCCAGCAGUCGAGACACUGCAUCGCGUACGGUCGAAGAUGUACCUCCGUUGCCGACCGGCCGAGUUGUAUCUCGGUGCGGCGAGCGUGAAGGGCGAGUUGCAUGUAUACAUCUUCUAUGAUGAGAACGUGUAUGAUGCGAAGGAUGUUGAGGAGUGGUUGGACGAGGUCAGGAAGGCACUGGUUAGCUAUCUCUGCGUAGAGCCUAGAGAAAGUGCAGUGAAGGCGCGGUUGUGA
Peniophora sp. CBMAI 1063 is the source of this 1644-nucleotide messenger RNA. Lineage: Eukaryota; Fungi; Basidiomycota; Agaricomycetes; Russulales; Peniophoraceae. The record is from the annotation of a GenBank genome assembly.